AUGGUCAAAGUCGUCCGCCGGCCUGGCGGUGAGGACAACGCUCGCCGCCGUCUUCUUGCCGCCUUGACCGUCGUCCAGAUCGGGUCGUUGGAGUCGGUUUUCGAAAUCUGCAAGCCGUUUGUUUAG
Molecule: messenger RNA, 126 nt
Organism: Chaetomium globosum CBS 148.51
Lineage: Eukaryota; Fungi; Ascomycota; Sordariomycetes; Sordariales; Chaetomiaceae
Exons: 2
Coding region: 1-126 (41 amino acids)
Source: RefSeq, a predicted model, not a curated record